CCCGCCCCGCCGGUGCCUGCUGCUGCCUCUCCCGGUGGCGGACGGUCCCCCCAUGGCGGCACCGAGGCGGUGACUGAUGGUUUGUGGGUGAUACGUGUGCAAGUGCCUCAAGUUUCUCCACAAGAUGUGUUCCACAAAUCCAGCAAAUUGGGUCACCUUUGAUGAUGAGCCGCUCUUCCAGUCACCUCAGAAAUCAGUUGAUAAUCAGAGUAGUUGUAAAGCAAAUGGCCUUAAACUCAAUCUGUCUAGUGUGCAUGAGUCUUCAAGUAGGUCAUCUUCUACAGGCAGCACUCCACUCUCGUCUCCUGUAGUUGACUUCUACCUAAGUCCUGGCCCCCCCAGCAACUCUCCACUUACUACACCUACCAGAGACUACCCAGGAAGUCCAUGCAUCCCAAAGCCUGGGAUUCACAUCCUUUAUCCCAUCCCUGAAUGGCCAUCAAACGCUAGCCUUCUUCCAUCACCCGGGACUUGCUCAUCCCUAACCUCGCAGAAACGGAGCAGCCUUCCUUUGAACACCUUGCCUAAUGACCAUCCCGUUAAGACUUCGGUCUCCAAAUCAACAGAGGAAGGAAGCCCUAAUCCGCCAGGAAGCUGCGAGGAGUUAGGAGAGGCGUCAUCAGCACCGGGGCGCUUCCCGUACUUCCAGAGCGACUGUGCUUUUUCCAGUCCUUUUUGGAAGGAAGGAUUCUCCCUCAGCACAUCGCCAGCUAAUGUUAGCACACACAGAAAGGACAAAGUGCUCGACAGGACCGUCUGUCAUCCUAAAGAGAAAGAAACUUGCCACGAUCAGAAAAGCCUUAACCAGGGCUCCUUCAGCUACAUCUGCGAGCGGCUUGAACACCUGCAAGCUGAUAGCUCUGACGCUGCGGGAAGCCCACCCGUCUCCAGCGCUCACGCGUGGCACAAGCUCUCCCCCGCUGUCCCACGCAGCCUCUUCAGGAGCCGGAAAGUGGAUGGGUGGCCGUUCAUGCUGAGGAUUCCUGAAAAGAAGAACAUGAUGUCGUCUCGGCAAUGGGGCCCUAUUUACCUUAGCGUCCUAGCCGGAGGUGUAUUGCAGAUGUAUUAUGAAAAAGGCCUGGAGAAACCUUUCAAGGAAUUCCAGCUGCAGCCACACUGUAAGCUGUCCGAACCCAAAUUAGAGAGCUAUAAUGUCUCAGGAAAAAUCCAUACUGUGAAGAUUGAGUGCGUGUCUUACACAGAGAAAAGGAGGUAUCAUCCCAAAGUAGAAGUGAUCCAUGAGCCGGAGGUUGAGCAGAUGUUGAAGCUGGGCACCACAGAUUAUAACGACUUCACCGAUUUCCUCGUAACGGUCGAGGAAGAGCUUAUGAAACUUCCCACUGUUUCUAGACAAAAGAGGAAUUAUGAAGAGCAAGAAAUGACUCUGGAAAUAGUGGAUAACUUUUGGGGGAAAGUCACUAAGGCAGAAGGAAAACUCGUAGAAAGUGCCGUCAUCACGCACAUUUACUGCUUGUGUUUUGUGAACGGAAGCGCUGACUGCUUUCUCACCCUGAAUGACAUGGAGCUCCAGAAGAGAGACGAGCGUUACUUCGAGAAGGAGGAGGAGAAGAAAUGGAUUGAUAUUCUUGAUUGCCAUUUCCAUAACUGCGUCAAAGCGCAGGAAUUCGAGCAAUCGCGAAUUAUUAAGUUUACGCCCCCCGAUGCCUGUAGGCUGGAACUGAUGCGUUUCACGACACGGUAUAAUGGGCAAGACCUUCCCUUUUCUGUGAAGGCUGCGGUAGUGGUUCAGGGGGCAUACGUUGAACUUCAGGCUUUUAUAAACAUGUCUUCAACUGCUCUGAUCCCAACGCGUUUACCCUAUGUGAAAUACUGUGAAAACGUUAUGAUACACUUUCCUGUUCCCACGCAGUGGGUCAAAGCACUUUGGACCAUGAACCUCCAAAGGCAGAAGUCCCUAAAAGCAAAAAUGAAUAGGAGAGCAUGCCUUGGCGCUUUACACGAGGUUGAAUCUGAUCCCGUGAUACAAGUCUCGGUUGGAACAGCAAAAUAUGAGAGUGCCUACCGGGCUGUUGUGUGGAAGAUAGACAGGCUUCCAGAUAAAAACUCAAGUUCAGAUCAUCCACACAGCCUGUCUUACAAACUGGAACUCGGAUCAGACCAGGAAAUACCUUUUGACUGGUAUCCAUUUGCUACUGUCCAGUUCGUUGUCCAUGACACCUGUGCCUCAGGAACAGAAGUCAAGUCACUGGGCAUAGAGAGCGAUCUGCAACCCCAGAAACACGUAGUCCAGAAAGCUUUUUACAAUUGCCAGGUUGAAAUUGAAAAGAAGUGGAUUAGGCUUGAUGGAGAAGAUCCAGAUAAGGCUGGCAACUGCCUAAUGCAGUAAAAGAGGACAGGAGGCACCGUCAUAGGUGCUCUUGGGUUUGAUUCCGCAAAUCAGUACUCGUUUGACUGGCCUGCGUUCAAGAAAACUUCCUGUCAUGGGAAUACUGGUAUGAGUAAGGUCUCCUUGUAAAGAGUUGCAGGAUGUGAGCACUUAAUUGACUGAUUGUAAUAUAUUAUUUUCCUGUUGUGUAUCUAUAACUUGGGAAUGAUCUCAUACUCCAUAUUGAAACCUAAUGGUUCUACUCAAAGAGUUCAUGUCACUUGGACAUAUAAUAUUCAGCAAUAAAAACUGCCAGAGUGCUUAUGUGCAGACCAGCAUCUUUGUAAGAUCCAGCAGGACCUUUUUUUAAUGGUGUUUGAAAAGUGAAGUCCCUCAUGUUUCUGCUCCCCUUGAUAUAUGUGAACAGAACAAGUCGUAAUAUUAUUCUUGACAAGAGCCUCAAUUAAUGAGGUGGAAACUGGGUGAUUUCAUUGGUAAAAUGGGAAAAGUUCCUCUGCAAUAAUAUUCUUCAUUUUUCUGUGGCUGCGAGUGUUUCCCCCCCAGCACUUUAUAGGUUCACUCAAAGUAAUCUCUUGGGCAAAAAAACCAUAUGGCAGAUGUGAUUGAAAUUUCUGUGCCAGCAUUAGACAAAUCUUUUUCACUACUGCAGCAAGUGAGACAAGGGGUGGAUCCUCAGCAAGCAUAAAUCAGUCCAGGCCCAUUUCAUUUGAUGAAGCUGUGAGAAUUUACACCAGUGGAGGAUUUUCCCCACAAACUGAAGAAAGGGCUGGUUGCUGCUAUUUGCUCUGGGUCUCCUUUAGGAUGCAAAUUCCAGAUGUUGGUUUGGAAACUGCAGGAGCUGUUGCUUUGAGUAACUUUUAAGACAGUCUUUCCAUGCAUGGGAAGGGAGAUGGUUUCAUGCUACUGACUCUAAAGGCGUUUUCUGUGGGGAAACAAUGCAGGAAUGGACAAUCGCAAGGGAAGUGAAGCUGUGACGCUUCAGCAGGCAGCUUGAGCUAUUAAUCCUGUAUCAAUGUGUUAAGUGUAUUUUAAACAAACUAUUGGCAUUUAGGGAAAGGUUUUAAUGCUUCCCCUCAGCCAUUAUCCCCUUUGUCAUUUUCUGUGGGCUGUAAUUCCAGGUCUGAAAAAAUCUGAGAAAUUAAAAAAAUGGUCCUGAUGAUACUUUUUUUUUCCCCCCUGCAGUUUUCCUAAAGUUAUCCUCACUUCAAAUUGAAAUUAGUGGAGAACAAAAAUAUAGUAAUGCACUAAGUCUCACUUUAUAUUUUGUCACAGCUUGUAACUGUUUAUAUGAACACUGUGUAAAAAUACAGAUAAAUGUUAUUCCCCAAAAGUAGAAAUAUGUGGGAUAUGCACUGAGAAAACUACCAGUCUGAGCAAACAGAAGGCCAUAAUAUGAACCUAGUUCAUCACAAUAAACUUUUCCCCCCAUUUAGAAGCUGAGAAUGAAAUGGGUAAUAGAUUCCAUAGUAAGUCCUGAGGGCAGGUUCUUUAUGGGUAUUGCAUUGCCAAAGCCCCAAAUAGACUAUUAUGGUAUUUUGGCUUCUCUAGAUAUCCCUUUUUAUUAGCAGAUUAUAUUAUUGUAAAUCUAAGCAAGCAUUUGAAUGUAGUAGUGAUCCAAAUACGUCUCAGCUGUUGCAUCCUCCAUCAGUGUUUUGACUUGAGAAGCCAUUAGGACCCUCAAGUUGUUUGGUUUGUUUUGUUCGUAUUUAAUUUUGGUUUAUAUACUUCUCAGCUGAACUAAGGGGCACAGCAUGCGCUAGGGCAAAGUGUUUACACUUAGCAUCACAGCAGAGCUCUACAGCUUGCUGAAGUCCAUGGUUAUACUAGAGCUACAAUAUCUAUUAACCUCUUUGCUUGGUAAAGCAGAGGAAGCAAAAUAUGUGUUGCAGAUACCUGCACUAACCUUUGUCUGAGGCUGACUUGUUUUGAUUGGCAUUAAUACAGCUAAUUCAGUAAAUCUGUUAGCAGUGGUUAUUGUCCAAAGCCUGCCUUGCCCAGCUGGCCCCUAUUUUUCUGUUUUUAAGAACGAGGGACAGCCAGGCUGUUCUGGAACUCUUUCACCGCAGGAUCCCCAUUUGCAACACUCAUCUCCUGACCAUUCGGUACCUGGUGGUGGUAUGGGUCCUGCAGAAGCAACGGCUGCUUUUCUUCUGUCAGGUGUCUGCUGUAUCUCAGGAUGUAUUUAAGAAGCCCAUGUAGUGUUGACCCCUCAAGAUAUGAGCUAUUGUCUUGAAUGGCCUAAGUGAUGAACAGCCACAUUACAAGUCAUCUUUCCAGCUAGUGUGUCUGUAUUAUAUCUGGUAUGGUGCAAAUGAUCAUUCAGCCUUACUGAACUCAUUAACAUAAAAGGGUCAAGCUACAGCUUUACCUAUAUUGCAGACUCUUGGAUUUCCAUCCGAGGCCUGCAAGACUUGCCAUUAACUUUAAUCGGAAUUGGAUCAGGAUCACAGGGAAUUAAUUCCACGGAAAUAUUGCCACACUGAAAGAAAGUUACUCUGUUUAAUGCAUGGCUUUCAGUUUAAACCUGACAAUUAGUGCAGCCUAAGGCUGAAUAAUUACCCUGUACAGUCUCAAACUGAUGUUUGUAUGCCUUGCUGUCAGAAUAUUUAAAAACAGGCUAUAGUUUAGUGAAAGAAAGUUUGGGUUGUCUAACUUUUUUUCCCCCCAUCAGAUUCUAACCUCCUAUUCUAUUACAACAUGCCAAAGCAGAAGCACUCUGGCUUCCCCUUUCUUCUGCAUUGUCUGAUGUCCUUGAGUAUAACCUACUGAACAAAUAUUCUCAAUAUUUAAGACCCUUUGCUAACAUUUUCUACGAGCGCUACAGCAGGUGACAGUGAGUAAACAUACUGGCUUUGAUUCUUCAGAAAUCUGGGCUAUAAGUAGUCUAACUGUAAUUUUGGGAGGGGAAUGGAGAUGAGGAGCAGUUGCUCUAAGCUGUUGUGAUGCUCAGUGUCCAGCUAGCGGAAGGACUGGAGCUUUAAAUAACCCAUGAGGUGCAUUGGCAUCGUGCGAGGAACCAGGUUUCACAUGUAUCUGAUCUCUGCUUCCCACAGCUAGUGCCUGCAGUCACUGAAAUGCUUCCAACUGUUUGGGUCACUUAAGAUGCUGACACUUCGUUGACAUUUACUACAGGGCAGUAUUUAGAUAGUAUCUGUGUUUCCUUCACAAAGGACCAGCAGGGUUUGGCAUAUUUUAUAAUUUAAACCAAAAUCAAUGAGAACAGCUAUUUUUAUAGUGUGUUUGCCUUAUUUACAAAGUGUUGUAUUUGCUGAAACCGACAAACUUUAUCUUUGCAUUCAUCUUUCUCAUACUAAUUGUAUUACUGUAGGUAAAUGGUACUUGAUGUGAUUUUGGAUUCAAACACCCAUUGAACUCAAUGGAAGUCUUUUAACUGACAAAAUGGGAUCUGCAUCAAAGUCUCUAAGAAUAAACGAGAGGCAAAAAAAAAAAAAAGGAAUAGUGGUAAUGGGCAGAAAAAAACCACUAUAGAAGAUUCUUGAUGCUAGUAAGUAAGCAACCUGCAAUGCUUGCUUAUUCCAACCAGAAAAGAGCACAAAAGAGAGGAAAAGAGGUGUUAUUGGGUGUCAGAGCUGAAGCUUUGCAGCGAUUGGGAACGAUGCUCUGGCUGCCCCUGUGUAGCAGCUCUCGAGAAAUGAGGAUGAUGGUGCACUCCACUGAACAUGAUGCCAAGCCUCUGUCAUCCUUAUGCUCCUUGCUUUUUUUCCCCAGAUUCCGUAUUAAUUGUCCAAAAGUACUUUACAUCUGAAAACGUGUUUUCACGUGUUGCUUUUAGUUGCAUUUAUUUUACUUGAUGGACUUCUUAGCCGCAGUAUUGGUGUCCACACCUCUAUUUUACAUUUAUUUGUCUUUUUGUUGACUAAACACAGUGACUAACUGCUGCAGUUAGUAGUUCUUAGCUAUAAUUUUGAUAACUCUGAAGCAGUGCUGUUAUUUUUAAUGGAAAAUAUAAUUUUGUUUGGUUCUUUUGUCAGUAUAAGUAUAAACAGAUCAUGCUGAUAAUCUUGUAAUAACAUUUUGUAGAUUGCAUAUUGAUUAAAAAAAUAAAGUUGUAUUUCAAACUA
Molecule: messenger RNA, 6429 nt
Organism: Harpia harpyja (harpy eagle)
Lineage: Eukaryota; Metazoa; Chordata; Aves; Accipitriformes; Accipitridae
Gene: STON1
Product: stonin 1
Exons: 5
Coding region: 125-2347 (740 amino acids)
Biological process (GO): regulation of endocytosis; transcription initiation at RNA polymerase II promoter; clathrin-dependent endocytosis
Cellular component (GO): AP-2 adaptor complex; synaptic vesicle; transcription factor TFIIA complex
Molecular function (GO): clathrin-cargo adaptor activity
Source: RefSeq, a predicted model, not a curated record